Messenger RNA from Gadus morhua (Atlantic cod), 2171 nucleotides. It is a transcript of the gene mnmip1, whose product is annotated as SH3 domain containing 21. NCBI's taxonomy places the organism in Eukaryota, Metazoa, Chordata, Actinopteri, Gadiformes, Gadidae. Bases 242 to 1618 code for a protein of 458 amino acids. The transcript has 17 exons. The record is from RefSeq and is a predicted model, not a curated record. Gene Ontology annotation, biological process: actin filament organization; cell migration. Gene Ontology annotation, molecular function: protein binding.
UUGAUCCCUCCCUGUAUGAAUACUCGCCUCCUCCUCCCCUCAUCCACAUGACCGCAAGAAAAAGUUGCCCAAUCUUAAAGUUGGCGACAAGUCGUUUCUUGAGUCUAGAGUCCGUCUUUAGCAACAACACAACACAACCGCUACCUUUCUCACUUCUCCUUUUGCACUAGUACAUAGACGAGCGGCAGAAGGUGUUGUACCUGCUCACCUUCUGAAGGAGUUUGAAGAUCCAGGAGACAGCAUGGAGGUUCUGGUGCUGAUAGACUUCGAGGGCACGCUGGGCGAUGAGAUGACAGUGCGGACAGGAGACCUGGUGAAGAAGGUGACGAAGGCCUCGGAGGAGGGCUGGCUGGAGGGGGAGAUUCAUGGCCGCAGGGGCAUCUUCCCCGCUAACUUCGCCAAGGAAGUCCCCGUCUACCUGAUCGGAGACCACAAACGGGAGCCAACUCUGAGGAAAUCCAAGAUGAUGAAGCAGCAGAGGAAGUGUGAGGUGUCGUUCUCCUACACGCCGCUGAACGAGGACGAGCUGCAGCUGAACGUCGGGGAGACGGUCGUCAUCCUCAGAGAGAUAGAGGACGGUUGGUGGCUGGGAAUGAAAGAUGGAAAAGUCGGAGCAUUUCCGUCCAACUUCGCCAAAGAGAUCUUCGCUGGUCCUAAAGAGGCCAAGAACAACGAGGGCAAGACGAGACCCAAGCUCACCGACGCAGUGUUCACUAAAGAGAGCAAACUGCCGCAGAAAGCGAGUGUGAGGAGAAAACCAAAGGCUGACGCAGAAAGGGCUCUCGUCAUGUUUGACUACGCCCCCAAGACCGAAGACGAACUGGAGCUCAAGAAAGGAAACAUCGUCUCCAUCGUAAACAAGGAAACGGAGGAUGAAGGCUGGUGGGAGGGAAAGCUGGACGGACGCCAGGGAUUCUUCCCUGACAACUUUGUCAUGGCGAUACCACCGCAAGACGCACAAUCGGACGCCGUGAGCGACCCACCCGCGCGUAAAGAAGCCACCACGCCGCCAGCUUGUCCAACGCCAGCGAUGGACAGAGCUGUUCCUACCAAGACCAAAGAUGAGAAGCCGGACCUCCGCAGUAACCCCCCCGUCAAGCUGAAGCUGCCGUCUCUUGUCAGGCCCAGCCCUCCCCCUGUGAAGGACAAACCUGGCAAGGCGUCACAGAGUAAGAGCAACGGUGAUCUGCAAACUGCAGACCAGUUUGAUGGCGUCGAGGCAGCCCCCGAGAAGCUAAGCCACCCCACGGCGGGUCGGGCCAAACCCCCUGGCCGCAGACCCCCCUCCGGUCUGCUCUCACCCGGACAGGAUACUUCUGAAGAACCAGAGCUAUUGUCUCCAUCCAGAGUGUCGCCUCUGAGAAAGUCGCAAAGCAUGUCAAAGGCGUCAGACAGUAAAGCAUCGGCACCCAGGCCAGAUCCCGAGGCGAGGACCCCGCCCGGAGAGCCCUCUCUGGAGGGUCUGCAGGCCGACGUCAGGGAGCUCAGGAUGGCACUGGAGCUUCUCAAGACUCAGCAAGAACAAGACAUGAAGGAAGUGAAAGAGGAACUGAAUCAGGAGAGACAGAAACGGACGAUGCUUCAGGAGGAAGUACACAGUCUGCGGAUGAAACAUUGAUAGUGUCUGGAUUAUUCUUGGCCUCCCUGCGGUAGAUAAGACCAAAGAACUUUUCUUCGUCUGUCGGGAAGUACAAAAAGAUCAGAAAGACAAGUGACCUCACUGCUGUGAGCAGACAAGAGAGCUAGCUAAGAUCAAAAAGCUAGCUUCUCUCUGGACCAGCAUUGUAUUAAAAGGUUAAAUACUAUACCUUUGUCAUUGUACUUGGGGAGCUGUAUUUCUGAUUUCUGGAAGCCUAAUAUGUAUAUUUUUUGAUGUUUCUUUUUUUUAAGAAAUUUUGAUUUGUUCAUUAUUUUGUAAAUCUCAACCAGUUGCUGACUAUGGGAUUGGUUGGCAAAAUAAGGAUUUUUUUUUUUGUAUAUUGAAACAAACCUUAAAUGUAUAUAAAUGCAUUUAAUGGACGUUGCUGGUUUUUACUCCUGAGGUAAAAUAAAAAAGAUUCGAAUUGUUAUCAAAAAGAUGAUAUCAAUUCCAAUUUGUUAUAUUGGAAUUUCGAUCUACAAGCUUUGUUUUUCAACUGCAGUAGUACAAUAAACCUGUAGAGGGCAGUGAC